Messenger RNA from Cicer arietinum (chickpea), 5183 nucleotides. RefSeq lists its product as uncharacterized. The record is from RefSeq and is a predicted model, not a curated record. Gene Ontology annotation, cellular component: nucleus. NCBI's taxonomy places the organism in Eukaryota, Viridiplantae, Streptophyta, Magnoliopsida, Fabales, Fabaceae. Gene Ontology annotation, molecular function: protein binding; nucleic acid binding.
UUUGACAGUAUUUAGUUUCCCCAACUUCUUCUUCUUCUACCACUCUGCUUAUUCCUUUUGCUCCAACUUCAACACACUUUUAACUCCACCGUCAUCUCUAUUUAGUAUUUAUGCAUAAUCGUCAUCAUCACUCUACUCUAUAGUCUCAAUCUCAAUCUCAAUUCAAUGAACCCUAUUCCAAUCCCUAUCUUCGUUGUUAAUUUUCUCAACAAUCAACCAAUCAUAUUCAUCGCGAACGGAAACUCUAAAACCUUCAAAUCUUAAAUUAAUGGCGGUUUCCGAAGAAGAAUGUUCUUCUGUCAAGCCAGGUCAUUCUUCUUCAUCCUCUACUUCGCGCUAUUAUCUAUCUAAGUGCGUCCUCAGAGGAAGCGCGGUUCUCCAGGUUCUCUACGCUCACAUUCGUUCUCCAUUCUCAAACGACGUCGUUUUCGGCAAGGAAACCUCUAUAGAGUUGGUAGUGAUUGAUGAAGAUGGGAAUGUACAAUCUGUUUGUGAUCAGCCUGUUUUUGGCACCAUUAAAGAUCUUGCUGUAUUGCCUUGGAAUGAGAAAUUUUGUGCCCGUGAUCCACAAACUCGAGGUAAAGACCUCUUGGUCGCUCUAUCUGAUUCCGGAAAGCUGUCGUUGCUCACAUUUUGCAAUGAAAUGAACAGGUUUUUUCCUAUAACACAUGUUCAACUAUCUAAUCCUGGAAACACAAGGGAUCUUCCUGGAAGAAUGUUGGCAGUUGACUCCAGUGGUUGUUAUAUUGCUGCCAGUGCAUAUGAAGAUCGGCUGGCUCUGUUUUCUAUGUCAAUGACCGGCAGUGAUAUCAUUGAUGAGAGAAUAAUAUAUCCCUCUGAAAGUGAAGGGACUGCAAGUACUUCCAGAACCACACAGAAAACCAGUAUAAGUGGCACUAUUUGGAGUAUGUGCUUUAUUUCACUAGAUUCCAGACAAUCAAUCGUGGAGCAUAAUCCUCUAUUAGCUAUUAUUCUUAACAGGAGGGGAGCUCUUCUAAAUGAAUUGCUAUUAUUGGAAUGGAGUGUUAAAGCACGUACAAUCUCUGUAAUUUCUCAGUAUGUUGAAGACGGGCCUCUAGCACAUAACAUUGUUGAAGUUCCUAACUCUACGGGACUUGCAUUUUUAUUCAGGGCUGGUGAUGUACUGUUAAUGGAUUUUAGAGAUCCUCACAACCCAUUAUGUGUCAACAGGACUAGCUUGAACAUUUUACCCAAUGCAAUAGAAGAGCAGACUUAUAUAGACGACUCUUGUAAAUUACAAGAUCUUGACGAUGAAGGCUUUAGUGUUGUUGCCUGUGCUUUGUUGCAGCUUAGUGAUGUUGCUCCUAUGUGUAUAGACAGUGACAAUAACGGUACUAAUUCAGGUCCCCAGUACAUAUGUUCUUGGAGUUGGGAACCUGAAAGUUAUGAAGUUCCUAGGAUGAUAUUUUGUGUAGACACUGGAGAAUUUUUUAUGAUUGAAGUUUUUUUUGAUUCCGAUGGCCCUAAAUUCAGUCUCUCUGAGUGUCUUUAUAAAGGUCUACCUUGUAAAGAACUUUUGUGGGUUAAUGGUGGAUAUGUAGCUGCUAUUGUUGAAAUGGGGGACGGCAUGGUCCUAAAAUUGAAAGAUGGAAGGUUAUGCUUUACAAAUCAUAUUCAAAACAUUGCACCAAUCUUCGAUGUAGCAGAUGGGGAUUAUCAUGAUGAGAAGCAUGACCAAAUGUUUGCUUGCUGUGGUGUGACACCUGAGGGGUCAAUAAGGAUUAUUCAAAGUGGUAUCAAUGUAGAAAAGCUACUUAGGACCCCUUCUACAUAUGAAGGGGUUGCUGGUACUUGGACUGUCCGGAUGAAAAUUACCGAUUUAUAUCAUUCUUUUCUAGUUCUAUCAUUUCUUGGGGAGACCAGAAUAUUGUCAGUUGGCUUAAGUUUUACUGAUGUGACUGAUUCUGUUGGUUUCCAACCUAAUGUGUGUACUUUGGCAUGUGGCCUUGUAAGUGACGGUUUGAUUGUUCAGAUCUACCAAUCUACUGUUAAACUCUGUUUGCCUACUAAGGCUGGUCAUUCUGAAGGUAUCCCUCUGUCCUCUCCUAUUUGCACCUCUUGGUCCCCAGACAAUCUGCAUAUUAGUUUGGGGGCAGUUGGGCAUAAUUUCAUAGUUGUGUCAACCUCUAACCCAUGCUUUUUGUUUAUCCUUGGGGUUAGAAUGCUAUCAGCUUAUCAAUAUGAAAUUUAUGAAAUGCAACAUUUGGGACUGCAGAACGAGUUAUCAUGCAUUUCCAUCCCUAGACCAAAGUAUGGGAUAAAACAAUCAUAUUCAUCGAUUUCAGAAAAUAAUAGCUGCACCACCUCUUCUCUAUGUGGAGUGGACAUCAAUAAAACAUUUGUUAUUGGCACCCACAGGCCUUCGGUAGAAAUUUGGUCUUUUGCUCCGGAAGGAGGAGUCACAGUAGUUGCUUGUGGGACAAUUUCAUUAACAAGUACAAUGGGGACUGCUAAAAGUUUUUGUAUACCUCAAGAUGUACGACUAGUAUUUGUUGAUAAGUAUUAUGUUCUUGCUGGAUUGAGGAAUGGAAUGCUCCUUCGCUUUGAGUGGCCAACAGAACCGACUUGUAUAAAUGUGGUUGACACUGCUUUAUCUUCUAUAAAUUUGGUAAAUUCUUUGACCAAGUCUUUCGAUAUGAGAAAUGACCUUCCUUCGAUGCUUCAAUUGAUUGCCAUUCGUCGCAUUGGCAUUACUCCAGUUUUCUUGGUGCCCCUGGAUGACACACUUGAUGCUGAUAUAAUUGCACUGAGUGAUAGGCCUUGGUUGUUGCAUAGUGCACGACACAGCCUUUCCUAUACUUCUAUCUCAUUUCAACCAUCUUCACAUGCAACACCUGUUUGCUCUAUUGACUGUCCAAAAGGAAUACUAUUUGUUGCAGAAAACAGCUUACAUCUGGUGGAGAUGGUUCACAGCAAGAGACUUAAUAUGCGGAAAUUUCAUUUAGAGGGCACUCCACGGAAGGUCCUGUAUCACAAUGAAAGUCGGACGUUACUUGUGAUGAGGACUGAACUGAAUUAUGGUACAUGUUUGUCCGACAUAUGUUGUGUGGAUCCCCUAAGUGGGUCAGUGCUAUCGUCUUUUAGACUAGAACUUGGAGAAACUGGAACGUCCAUGGAAUUAAUUAGGUUUGGAAGUGAGCGGGUGCUUGUGGUUGGAACUAGUCUGUCUUCUGGUCCACCCGUAAUGCCCAGCGGUGAAGCUGAGAGUGCCAAGGGUCGUCUUCUUGUUAUCUGCCUUGAACACGUGCAAAAUUCAGAUAGUGGUUCAAUGAUCUACUGUUCGAAGGCAGGGUCAACAUCUCAAAAAACUUCACCUUUCAAUGAAAUUGUUGGGUAUGCUCCUGAACAACAAUCAAGCAGUAGCCUUGGCAGCAGCCCGGAUGAUAAUAGUUCUGAUGGCAUCAAACUUGAUGAUAAUGAAAUGUGGCAGUUCCGAUUGGCUUAUGCAACUACAUGGCCGGGAAUUGUACAUGCGAUCUGUCCUUAUCUUGAUCGCUACUUUUUGGCAUCUGCUGGCAAUGCUUUUUAUGUCUGUGGUUUCCCAAAUGACACUCCGCAUAGAGUGAGACGGUAUGCCGUGGGAAGGACGCGUUUCAUGAUAAGCUCUUUGACUGCAUAUUUUAGUAGAAUUGCAGUUGGUGAUCUUCGUGAUGGUAUCAUUUUCUUUUCUUACCACGAGGAAGCAAGAAAAUUGGAGCAACUUUACGGUGAUCCAUCAUGUAGGCUAGUUGCUGAUUGCAUUCUCAUGGAUGACCAUACGGCUAUUGUUUCAGAUCGUAAAGGAAGCAUAGCUGUUUUAUGUUCAGAUCAUUUGGAAGAUUGUGCAAGUGCAGAACGCAAUUUAAAACUAAGCUGUGCUUAUUUCAUGGCUGAGAUAGCUGUGAGCAUUCGAAAGGGCUCCUAUUCAUACAGACUUCCAGCUGAUGAUGUUUUGUCAGGUGGCAUUGGCCCCAAGACAAAUGUUGACUCACUACAAAAUACUAUUAUUGCAAGUACUCUGUUAGGAAGCAUAAUGAUCUUCAUUCCUUUAUCAAGGAUUUGUAAGACCUGCAUGAACCUGUUAGCCCUCUCCAGUAAAGACCUGCAAAAGCUGGAAAUUAGAACUCACAAAUGGGCAUGCCUUGCAUGUAAUGUAGGCAUAACUGCCUUCUUAUGUGGCAACAGCAGGGAAUCAAUUUGAGCCGGAGAAUAAUAUAUGGGAAGGGGAGGGAUCGAGUGAGAUAGGAAAUGACUGAAUAUGGAAGUUGGAGGGACAAACCAUGGAGUCUUGAAAUCCUUUGUUUAUCUGCAUGUUUGCAUUUUUCUGUUUCAAUUCACGUAUUCUCUGUAAGUUUCAUCUCACUUACACUGAUAUCUCAUUGCUAUCAGCAGUAAUAGAGAAGUAACUACAAACAUACAGUAUCAUCUUGUUUUCUGAUGCAAUCUCCUUUGGAACUGCAGUCCAAUCUUUGCGGGGUAGGAUGAGCUUUCAGGCGUUAAUUAGAUUUUUCAUUGUCAAGCUGAUGACAUGAUUGACCAGCUUUCCUUUUAGAUUUGUUGCAUUAUAGUGAUUAGUCUUGAAAAAUCACCAUAUAGGGAUUAUCAUGAGUUCAUAUUUGUCAGCUUGACAAUGAAAAUUUAUAUAGAACUCAAUACUAUCACUGAAUUCUAUAUAAAUUGAGUGAUUAUCACGAGUUCUAUAUAAAUUUUCAUUUGCUUUCCGAUUUUCUGGGAACAGAAUUGGCAAUUGCGGAUUUAAUUCUAGUAGCGGUUAAUGUUAUAAUUUCACGCUGAUGAGGAAUUAUGGAAUGCUCUCCGACAUACUCUUUCCUCUUAGUAGGAGGAGUGCUAGUAAGUAGCAACAUACUCUUCAACACACUCUAUUAUGGGAUAAAGUCAACAUAUAGGAAAUAGAACCCACAUGAAUUUCAAAUUUUCAAUCAAUGAACGUGUUAGCAGGAGAGUGUCGCACAGUGUGUUACUAGCAAUUCUCUUGUUAGUAGUGUGCCGUUUCUACGAUGAACUCUGCACUGUUUAGUUUUAGGAAGAAUUGUCAACAGAUUUUUGUUUCAGCGAACCAUAUUGUUCUGUUAAUCUGUUUCAAUAUUAACAUGCGAUAUAUAUACAAUGCAAUUGUGCUAAGGCAAUGCAUGUGUCCUUUUGGCUGGGGUUUCUGCUUUGUC